AUGUUUUGGAGAUUUGGCGGCUACGCCAACAUCUCCACCAUCGAUACCAUCCUCGACAAGCCCGAGUUCACCCUCGAAGAGCUGCUCGAUGAGAGCGACCUGAUCCAGGAGCUUAAGCAGCACAACUCCAAGCUCAUCGAGUACCUCCGCGAGGAUAAGAUCCUCGAGAAGCUCCUCGAGUAUGUCGUCGCCCCCAAGCUCGAGAUUGUCGAGAGCCCCGGCGAGCUUCCCGAGGAAGACACAAAGGGCAAGCCUCGCCUCCUGCCCUUUGCUCGCCCGCGCGCCUCUUCUCGCGCUACCGAUGUCACCGAGACCGACGAGGAGGAGCAGGAGAGGCGGCGCAACAGGUAUGCCCUCGUCGCGUGUGAGGUCCUGAGCUCCGACACGUGGUCCAUCUACGAGUCGCUCAUGGAGAACCGCGACCUGAUUCGCAAUUUUUGGACGUUCCUCUCCCGCGAUGCCCCCCUCGAUCCGCUCCAAGCGAGCUACUUUACCAAGGUCAACGAGUCGCUGUUUGAGAAGAAGACGGAGGAGAUGAUGGACUUGUUUCGCGGCCUGCCCAACGUCGUCUCGGACCUGCUCCGUCACGUGGAAUGCCCCAUGAUCAUGGACUUGCUUCUCAAGAUUAUCGCUCUCGAUCGCAGCGAGGGCGGCCAAGGCAUUGUCGAGUGGCUUUAUGCCAGAGACAUCAUCCCGACCCUGCUUUCCUGUCUCGACCCCAAGCACAGCUGGCUCGUCCAGACGGCUGCCGGUGACUUCAUCAAAGCCAUCAUAACCAUCUCCGCCAACGCCUCCCAGAACGAGCAGCAGUGCAUCGGCCCCAACGAACUGACGCGUCAGCUCGUGUCGAAGCCCUGCGUCGAGCAGCUCGUCGGCUACAUGCUCGGCGGAGGCAACCCGCUGACGGUCGGCGUUGGCAUCGUCAUCGAGGUGAUUCGCAAGAACAACUCUGACUACGAUCCCGACGUGGGCGCCGAGUCCAACGCCGUCCCUUCCAGCCGCGAUCCAAUCUACCUCGGCACGCUCUUGCGACACUUCGCCGACAACGUGCCCAACUUCAUGAGCCUCAUCAUGGACGGCCCCUCGCGGAAGCAGGGCCUAGCCUCCACCUUUGGCGAAAAGCUCGAGCCGCUCGGCUUUGAUCGGUUCAAGACGUGCGAACUCAUGGCGGAGCUCCUGCACUGCAGCAACAUGGGCCUGCUCAACGAAGUCGGCUCGGAGCAGCUCAUCGAGGCGCGAGAUGCCGAGCGUCAACGCCUGAGAAUCGAAGGCAAGCUCGGCCCUCAGCGAGAAGAGGAGCAUUCAACCGACGACCUCACCAUGCGCAUGCCCCAUACCUCCACGGAUGAGGGACGACGCCUCGAGGUCACCAACGCCGACGAGGAUGGCUUCGAGGAGGUGGAGCCCAGCAAGGAGAUGAGCGAGGACACUUCGCACGAGUUUGUCAAGGCCGAAGUCGACAUGGCCGCACCGCCGGCCGUUUCUUUCCUGGAAAAGGACGAGGACGAUUUUGUGGAUGAACCAUUGAGCUCACCGCGCCUCACCGUGGCCGCGGACAAGAUGACUGAGCAGCAGUUUGAAGACCCCGAUCUCGUGGUUGCCCCGCUGUCUCCUGCGAAGAACAAGCCGGCCGAGACGGCUCAGCAGUCUGCGACGGAACCCCCGCCUGAGCAGGCGGACGUUUCCGCCGGCAAAGCUGCAGACGAGGCGACGAAGCCAGAGGUGUCGCUGAACGUCCCUUCGUCUCUCGAGCCGGAGGUCAAGGCCGACUCCAGCGGAGUGGUCCCACAAGGCCCAUUAAGCUCGACAGAUGGCGCGUUGUCGCCUCAUCCGGAAGACCUCCCCGCUCCGCUUUUCUCUGCUUCAUCUUCGGCGUCGGCUCCUGGCAAGGCGACGGCGGAGCAGGCCCCGGCCGCCACAACAGGCGCGUCCUUUGAGUCCAGCAAGGCAGAAGCCAAUGAGGCGAGCGCCGCAAAAGACGACAGCACGGCUGCACCCGAAGCUCAGCAAAACGAAGAAACGGGUCCUGUGGAGCCCGUGGUUGGAGACUACCUCAAGACGCAGUUCGUGGAGCACCGCGUCGUACCGGCGAUUCUGUCCUUUUUCUUCUCCUAUCCCUGGAACAACUUCUUACACAAUGUCGUCUACGAUAUUGUCCAGCAGGUGUUUAACGGACCCAUGGACAGGGGCUACAAUCCGACGCUCGCCGUGUCUCUGUUUGAGGCGGCCGACAUCACUGUUGCCAUUAUCAGCGGCCAACAGGCGAGCGACGAGUCUCAGGCGAAGACCAAGACGCGCAUGGGCUACAUGGGCCACCUCACGCUCAUCGCCGAGGAGGUUGUCAAGUUUACGGAGCGACACCCACCGGAGCUGCUGUCCGAGAUGGUCCUCGACAAGGUCAUGAGCCAGGACUGGAUCAACUACGUCGAGGGCGCGCUCGCCGAGACGCGCGAGCGAGACAACGCCAUCUUGGGUGGCGUGCGGCCUGAAGUCGCGCUCGGACAUCGCGGCAGCCUCGGUAACAACGGCAUGGGCGGCGUCGGCCUUUCGGGUCUCGGAGGGGCGUCCGGCGGCGCGUCCAACGCGCUGGCCGAAGCCGGCCUGAACGGGGGCAUCGAGCUCAACGAGGGCAGCGGCAACGGCAUCGGACCCUUUGCCAUCAGCGCCGGAACCCUGAUGUCGGGCUUCGGCAGCAGCAGCGACGAAGAGGACGAGGAGGGGGAUGGCGACGAAGAGGACGUCAAUUCAGAGGUGAGUGGUGAUUCUUAUGAAGAUCGUGGCGCGGAGUCUCCCGAGCCGAGGGAUGCUGCAGACUCGCCGGAGGACGUCAUCAUGAGGUCCCCAGAGCCGCUCAGGGAGGCGUCGCCGGAUGUCUCGCCCGACCUGCCCGCCACCGCUCUGGGCCAGCCCGUUAAGUUGCGGGACCUGGACGACUCGGACGAGCACAUGGAGGAAGAGCAGCAGGCGCAGAGACCGCUCCCCUAG
Molecule: messenger RNA, 2985 nt
Organism: Purpureocillium lilacinum
Lineage: Eukaryota; Fungi; Ascomycota; Sordariomycetes; Hypocreales; Ophiocordycipitaceae
Cellular component (GO): nucleus; cytosol
Molecular function (GO): protein phosphatase regulator activity; protein phosphatase binding
Source: RefSeq, a predicted model, not a curated record